Molecule: messenger RNA, 1041 nt
Organism: Loa loa (African eye worm)
Lineage: Eukaryota; Metazoa; Nematoda; Chromadorea; Rhabditida; Onchocercidae
Exons: 7
Coding region: 1-1041 (346 amino acids)
Source: RefSeq, a predicted model, not a curated record
AUGGUUAAAGAAAAUAUAGUGUUAGGUAUAUUCAAUAGGAAUACGAUCAAUGCAGAAACUAAUGGAGGCCAUAAGGAGCUAAAUGACCAAAUUACACUCAUUACUAACGAAGACCGUUUCUUCAUACUUGGCUUGGCUACUAUUACAACAUCGGUGUUAACGUUAUUUACUCUGCUUUUGACAGCUGCAGUGAUACAACGAAAAACAAGUUUGACGCGAUUGGAAGCGGAAUUACGUGCCGAAUCAUUUAAGAGGAAAUCUUCGGCUCUGUGGAUUGAAAUAAGACAUGCCAAGCAAAUCACUGGUCGUACUAUACGUACUGUACGACAAGCUGAUUCGUUUCUUGAAACCGUUGAACGAUGUAGUAAAUGUAUGCCUCUGCUGUGUCCAAUGGGAGAGCCCGGUCUUAUUGGACCACCAGGAGUUGAUGGGAUUCCGGGUAGUCCUGGAAAAAUGGGAAUACCUGGUACUGAUGGUGAAGAUGUUAUGGCUCAACCACUAUUAUUUCAUCUCCCGUGUUCUAUUUGCCCAGCUGGACCACCUGGUUUGCGCGGUUCACAAGGGGAGCGUGGCCGACCAGGUCCUCCAGGCUCUCCUGGUCCUUCAGGUCGACCUGGUAAGCCAGGUGGAAAUGGACCAAUUGGAAAUAUUGGGCCAGAUGGACCAUGUGGAAAAGAAGGACCAGUUGGACCUCCAGGGGUAUCUGGCGAUGAUACUUUCGCGGGUGUUGGUAUUAAAGGACCAAAAGGUUUACCUGGACCUGGAGGUUCCAAAGGGCCACAAGGUAUACCAGGUCGACGAUCUAACAUUCCCGGCAAGCAAGGAGAGCAAGGACCGAUUGGUUUACCUGGACUACAAGGAAAUACCGGUGGAUACGGCGAGAAGGGACCAUGGGGUCCUCCAGGAGAACCUGGAAUACCAGCCAUGUAUUGUCCAUCAGACUGUGGAAUUUCGAAGAUCCUUGCGCCAUUCUCAUUUGGUUUUCCUGUUGAUUUCAGUGCGUCUUCCAAUAUUUAUACUCAUGCUUUGGAUUCUACAUAA